AUGCAUCAGUCAUUAAAGCUUCCACUAACAUACAACUACAAUAUCUCGAACAAAAAGGAGCUUGGCAUUGGAAUAGUUCCCUAUAGUCCUCUUGGUCGUGGGUUUUUCGCUGGGAAAGCAGUUGUUGAAAGUCUGCCUGCAGAUAGUUUCUUGGUCUCCCAUCCUCGGUUCCUAGGAGAGAACUUGAACAAGAACAAGAUCAUUUAUGAUCGAAUAGAAACUCUUGCCAGAAAGCACCACUGCUCUCCUGCUCAGCUAGCGUUGGCUUGGGUUCUUGAACAAGGGGAUGAUGUGGUACCAAUCCCUGGGACAACUAAAAUUAAGAACCUAGAUGACAACAUUGGCUCAGUGAGGGUGAAACUUACUGCAGAAGACCUGAAAGAGAUAUCCGAUGCUGUACCAAUUGAAGAAGUGGCAGGUAGUAGAACUUAUGGUAACAUGGUGAAAUCGUCAUGGAACUUCGCCAACACUCCUCCAAAAGAGUCCAAGGUCUGAGCUUAAGCCAAAAGAGUCCAAGGUCUGAGCUUAAGACAUGUCCUAUUCCCCAUUUCACUUGGUUGAUACGGUAUGUUUUAAAACUAGGGAAUGCCAUCGUGUCUGCUGCUGGGUAGUUGCUGAAUGUCAUCGUAUUUGCUGCUGAGUAGUUGCUAGAUUACUUGCAGCAUUUGAUGAACAACCUAAAAAUAAAAAUUUCUAUGGAAUUUUGUGAUAAACUGACCGUUAGAUGUACUUUGUUAAGUGCUUUGGAAGUUAAAUAUCCUUAUAUCUUUCAUUUGAGUUGUAUUACACGAAACUGUUGUUGGUGAUUGUAAAUUACUUUCAGAAUAAGUGCAACAUUUGGAGUGAGCAAGAAUUUUAGAUAACA
This is a messenger RNA of Ziziphus jujuba (common jujube), 865 nucleotides long. RefSeq names its product probable aldo-keto reductase 1. Lineage: Eukaryota; Viridiplantae; Streptophyta; Magnoliopsida; Rosales; Rhamnaceae. The transcript has 4 exons. Gene Ontology annotation, cellular component: cytoplasm. The record is from RefSeq and is a predicted model, not a curated record. The coding region runs from base 1 to 495 and encodes 164 amino acids.